UUUCGAUUUGCUUUGCAGUUCAUUCGGGCAAGAGACGCAAGAUAACCAAAAAUUGGAUUGGAUUCACAACGAGAGGGGAGCUGGUUACAUUUUCGCUUCAAACACUUGACUCUCGGCGAAUGCAAAAUGAAAUCAAGGAAGAUGAAGAAAAUAGGCAAGCCGAUAAAGAAUAAGCUUGGAAAGAAGCGCAGGGGAAAGGAGACCAUUUCUAAACCUGAAGAGUUGUUGGAGAAUGAGUUUGAAGACUUGCCACAAUCAUGGACUUCAAUCCGAAGAACUUGGUUACCAGAUUAUGAAGAAAUAGACCCGCAUUAUUUUUCCGGUAGUGAAGAAGAGACGGAUAAUGAGCAAAACGAUGAGUCAGAGGACGAUACUGAAGGAAUUAAGAAAGCUAUCAGCGGUACGUAUAGCUAUUGCUUUGGGGAUGAGGACGAAAAUGAUGCCCAAGAUCGAAAGGAGACUCAAGGAGAUAGCAAGAUUUUUGAGUCUUGCAUCAAACGCAAUGCAUUUCAACCUAAACCUCUUCAAAUUGCGAAUGAGAAAGCACGUGAAAUUAUGUGGAAACAAGUCCCCAGGGAGUAUAACCGAACUAAAAAGCAAUUUCGACGUAACCCUACUGGGAGCUACCUUCGAUGCUCGGAAGGAGAAAAUUACUUGUCUGAUGAAUAUUACAAGAGCCACAAGCUGAAUCGAUUCUUGUACUGUCCGAUACCACAUGUCCAUUGCGUCAGUUUCCGGGGAACUCGCAUCAAACAAAAAAUUGCGGAUCGAAUUCGCUUGAAUUGUGAAGCCCCCAGCUUUCGAAGACCACCACAUUGGGAUUUUCGAAAACGAUACCCAUUAUACGGGCGAAUGAGAACUAUUCCAUUAGAAGUGGACUGCAAAAGCUGUGACAGACUUGCUUUUACUCAUGAUCUUCGGCCGGACGCAUAUUACGAAAAUUAUGUUAACAUCAUCAAGUAUAAUGGGGUUAAUCCAGAGACAAGACCAUUCGAAGAAGUUUACAACGAAAUGCUGGUAAAAUGGGAAAAAUGUGGCAAUCGAAAAAGAUCCAAGAAGAAAAAAGUAGAGAAAAAAGACUCUAAUAACAAGCUACCUGAAACUCCACCAAAGAAACGAGAACGAAACAGUCAAGCCUCAUCAUCUCUGUUUACAGACACCAUUUCUUCAUCUAUGAAGAAGAAGGGUCAAUCUGGGCCAAUCCAAAAGGGAAACCCCGAUUCCAGUAUGGGAGACAAGCCGGAAACUCCUGUUUCAUCUCCUCCAAAAACACCUCGACCCAAAACACCAAAAACACCUUCUGAUAAGAACCGUACUCUCUUUCCUCAUGAACUUUCAACCAAGAAGACCGUCCUUACAUCUUCCACUUCUGUUCCGAAUACUUCUCGCGGUCACCAAAAGUCUUCAGCAUCUCAAACCAAUUCAUCGACCCCUGCUCAACGCUCUCUUUCCAUUUCUCGUCUCUCGUACCAGGGAACCAUUGCCUCUGAACGUAAGAAACGAUUGACGAACGCAAAUCUGAUCCAUAAAAAAAUGCGUAAAUAAUUAUAAUGAUCUGGUAAUAAUCUUGCAUUCACUCCACACUUUGAUUAAAUAUGAAUCAUAAUUUAUGAUGCAUGUAUUGCAUCGUCUAAAUUUAACCACAAUCAUUUGAUGUAAAAAAAACUGGAAUGUACUUCUCAAUAAAUUUGUCAUGAUAAACUAAAAAA
Molecule: messenger RNA, 1709 nt
Organism: Folsomia candida
Lineage: Eukaryota; Metazoa; Arthropoda; Collembola; Entomobryomorpha; Isotomidae
Exons: 5
Coding region: 127-1545 (472 amino acids)
Source: RefSeq, a predicted model, not a curated record